AUGGAGCCGAGCGAAUAUGAUGCGGUACUUUCUGACCCAGAACAAGUUCGCGAGCGCAUUAUUGGAAGCAAGAUCGUCAUUGCGCUGGAACAGUGCAUGCUUUUUGUAACCUGGGGGGUGAAAGUCUGCCUGUUGAUACUCUACUGGCGGAUCACUAAGAAUCUACCCUCGAACCUCCAUGUCAAGAUCCUCGCCAUUUAUGUGGCGCUUGGUUUCUUCGUGAUUAUGAUCACCUACUACACCGUGUACUGCCGACCCUUCUCGCAAUAUUGGGCGUUGCCAGUGUCGAAUAUGCAGUGCGCGACGUACCAACACUAUUCAAUCACACAGGCAGCUUUCAACAUCUCAUCAGACGCCUUGAUGUUUGCCAUCCCAAUACCACUCAUCGCCAAAGCUAAGCUCCAACCGCGCCGGAAGUUGCUACUGCUCUGCGUGAUGAGCCUAGGUCUUUUCACAAUCAUUGCCGCCAUUCUGAAUAAAUACUUCAACUUCGCAUCCCCAUUGACCACUGUGUACCAGAUCUGGUAUAUACGUGAAGCCAGCACUGCCAUCUUUGUCGCCAACAUGAUGUGCUGGUGGCCGCUCCUCCGGAAGCUGUUCGGUGCGAGAGCCUUCCAGUACCAAAUCAACAGCGGACAUCCAUCCGGUGCCACCGGCAACAAGGGAAGCAAUUCCUACUGGAAGGCUGCUGGCUCACAGUCCCAUGCAUCCUUUUCGUUGGCCGGCCCUUUCUCUCGACCCAGUUUCCACAGCUCGGUAAAGGAUGCUACCCUCAUUGCACACAGCAGUGGAGUAAACUCUAGCCAAGAGGCGAUAAAUCAGUCUACUGGCGGGGUCAUAGAAAACGGGGAUAAUUUUCCGCUCCAAGUUUGGGGCAAGGGCAAUGAACGAGGCACUGAUGUUGAAAACCUCGCCAUCCAGGAGUCGAUCGCAAAGUUUGAAGAACGGGACCACAAGGAAGGAGCGCCUCGUGGGGAUCGGAUUUACUAUACUCGCGAGUUUGACAUCCGCUCUGAUUCCAGGAGCGGAAAUUCGCCUACAUAA
Messenger RNA from Penicillium griseofulvum, 1044 nucleotides. RefSeq lists its product as uncharacterized. The coding region runs from base 1 to 1044 and encodes 347 amino acids. NCBI's taxonomy places the organism in Eukaryota, Fungi, Ascomycota, Eurotiomycetes, Eurotiales, Aspergillaceae. The record is from RefSeq and is a predicted model, not a curated record. The transcript has a single exon.